Messenger RNA from Dermochelys coriacea (leatherback sea turtle), 1992 nucleotides. Its product is annotated as programmed cell death 1 ligand 2-like. The record is from RefSeq and is a predicted model, not a curated record. Lineage: Eukaryota; Metazoa; Chordata; Testudines; Dermochelyidae. Bases 456 to 1415 code for a protein of 319 amino acids. The transcript has 7 exons. Gene Ontology annotation, cellular component: external side of plasma membrane. Gene Ontology annotation, biological process: positive regulation of T cell proliferation; negative regulation of T cell proliferation; immune response.
CCCUAUUGCACCACACAAGAUGUAACUUUAAAUAUUUUUCAGGGGUUAGUCAAGAACAGAAUUAGAUCCAAUCAACUUACAAUGUGUUUUGAACAAGUGUUCUCUGAUUAGAACAGCCCUGCAAAGUAGUGAGUUCACAGAAUUCUCAAUGGCUUUAAACAGUCAGAAUGAAACUGGAACAUAUGCCUGUUCAUUCCUGCGAAACAUGGGUGGUUUCCUUUUGAUGCAAGCUUUAGUUUUUAAAACCCAUGAUACAUUAAUACAAUCAGAGAGUAAAUGGACCAUUACUGGCUGCAUAAAGUGCUGGGGGAUUGCUAUUCUUUUCCCUCUGAUGUUCUCGUGGCAUCAUACAAAUAGGUUAGAGGUGCUUUGCCUUGGAAACCUUGACGAUUUCAACUGCUAUAUGAUUCUUGAUUCUUCCGACAGGUACAUGGGUCUGAUACUCCUCUGAGAAAAUGUUCAGAAUCCUGCCAAUCCUGAUACUGGAAGUGCAGCUGUACUUGAUAAGAGCUUUUUUCACAGUUGAAGUUCCUCAACUACAGUACAUUGCAGAAUAUGGAAGCAACGUGACCAUGGAAUGCAGGUUUCCAGUGGAUGGCCAGUUAAAUCUUAAAGACUUAAGUGUCAGUUGGGAGCAAAAAGGGUUAAAAGAGCAAAAACCAAAAGAAGUUUACACUCUUCAAAAGGGGGAGGAAGAUCUUAAAUCCCAGCACAGAGACUAUAGGGGAAGAGCAACACUGUUACGUGACAAAUUGAAUUUGGGAUAUUCAGUGCUUCAAAUUACCAGCAUAAAGCUGAUGGACGCAGGGUCUUACCUCUGUCUCAUUGAUUACAGAGGAGCUGAUUACAAGUACAUUACUUUGGAAGUAAAAGCAUCUUACAUGAGAAUAAAUGUCCAAAUAAUGAGUGAACCUGCAGAAGAGAAGUUGGUUUUAACUUGCCAGUCAGAAGGGUUUCCUCUAGCUGAAGUGUUCUGGCAAAAUGAGAAGAAUCUUAAAGUCAACGUAUCUGUAAAUACCACCUACACAUUGACCACAGAUGGACUAUACAAUGUAACUAGUAUGCUGACAUUCAAGCCAAAUGCUAGUGGAAACUACAGCUGCACAUUCUGGACUAAAGAACUUAAUGAAGAAACUUCUUACAUUUUCACUUUAGCUCAACAAACAUCAGUUGUUGGAAAAAAAUCUCUGAAUUUAUUUAUCAUCCCAACCUGUGUAAUAGCAGUUGUUAUCAUAUCCGCAUUAAUUAUCUUUCUAAAGAGAAAAUCAUUCACAAAGCUCCAUGCCAAAAAAGACAAAAAAAGAAAAUGUCCCCAGUUACAGAAAGAAGACAACAGACACUUGAACCCUGAAAUCCAAGACUUAAUCAUGACAAAUGUCACAGAUUCAAGAAACUUCACAGAUGUGUGUACUUGAAAACUCUUCAUCUGCCACACUUGCAGUUUGCACUUUUCAGAUCCCUUUUUGAAGACUGCAUAGGGAAAUCACAGCACUUUAUGUCUGGAACAAACAAUGCAAAUUUUUCAUUUUGUCUGUACUAUACCACUUAAAAGCUCCCUGUGCCUUUUGCCAUCUUGUAUCUUAGAGUUACAGAGAACCAUACUGUUAUUAAAUUUGGUUAACAACUAUUAAGGGAUUAUUGGAGUGUAUACUAUACAUUGUAUGUUUGGGCAUAUUUUUUCACCUGACAGCGCUGUGUGCACCAAAUAUUUUGUGUUCAAGAAUCCCCUUACUAGCUGAUUUAAUUUCAGGAGUAGAGUCAGGAUACAAAGUCAGUCACAUCUCAUGGGACUCUGAGUAGAGGCUGUACGUGCUAUCAGAUGCCUGGACAAUAAUCUUUUGUAUUAAGAAAUUUCUACAUAUCUGUUUUACAUGGGCCAAACUUUACAACCCAUAAACUGGAAAUUACCUAAAGCACCAACAGCAAGGAGAUAGAUUGAAGAAGUUUAAUUUUACAACGCUAACAAGAGCCUGAAGUACACAUCAAGCAACA